AUGAGGGAAAAUUUUCCAUCCAAAGAAUUGAUAAGUUCGGGAACGAUCGAACGUAACUGGCGUGGUAUUAUUAUUGCUCUAUUGGUCAUCGCAGCCAUGUGCUCACUUAUCGUAGCCGCUGCACUCCUUAUCACUCCACCCAGUCUUACUGGAACGAGUAAAGGGACGCCACUAACGUUAACAGAUAUUUUGCAUAAUGCACUAUUAAGUCCAAUAGAGACAAUCGACUGGAUGGACAAUGAUCGCAUUGUGCUUAGAGCAACAAAUUUUAUCAAAAUAAUCAACAUUUCUUCAUUUCCGGUCAUUUCUGAUUUCUACACCAAGGAAGAUAUCCUGGGUAGACAAGGACAUCUUAAUCAAUUUGUUUUCUCGCAUGACUCUUCCUACGUUGUUCUCUCAUAUGAUGAUAAAAGGGAUGGUAAUGCUAUGACUUAUUUAAUCUAUUCCAUUCAGUCGCAAACAUUUGUAUCAGUCGGACCGUUAGGAAAAGGUGAUGAAUUAUUGCAAUUAUUUGUUUGGAAUCCAACGUCAAACGAUUUUACAUUUGUACACCGGAAUGAUAUUUAUUACGGCAGGGGACCCGAUGAUAACCAUAUAUACCAGAUUACUCGAGAUAAUAAUACAUUGAUUUAUAACGGUGUUGCGGAUUGGAUUUAUGAGGAAGAAAUUUUCAACAGCAAUGUAGGUUUGUGGUGGUCAAAAUCAGGACAGUAUUUGGCUUUCAUCAAAAUUGACGAUCGUAAAGUUCCUUUAAUACAGUAUCCACUAUUCGGACAACAGCAGUAUCCGAUGAUGAAUAAAAUACCAUAUCCAAAAACAGGUGUCAAACAUUUACCUGAAAUUACUAUCAAUAUUUGGGAUAAGAAAAAUAAAAUAUCUCGAGAAAUGGAUAUUGUUCUUGGAGACAAAAGUUUAUCCACUUACUUAUUCUCAGCCUCCUGGAUAUCACUCUAUAAUGAAGAUCUUUUGAUGGCUGUAUUUGUUAACAGAUAUCAAAAUAUAGCAUCAAUUACAAUUUGCACUUUCGACUCCGGAAAAUGUGUUCUGAAUUUCAACCAGUACUACACUAUUGCCGGACAUAAAUUGUGGGCUGAACCGGAAAAUUUUCGUAUUCGACAUUUUUCUACUGAUUCAUACUUUGUUAGUUUACCUGGACACACUGCAUCCGGUGAAAUAUUCACUCAGAUUGCUCGAAUAUCCGUGUCUAAAAAUUACACAAAUGGAAAAGCAACAUUUCUUACACGGGGUAAUUAUGAUGUAACAUCAAUUAUUGGUUAUAAUCAGAGAACAAAACUCGUGUACUUUAUGGCUGCCUCACCACUUCCAUCACAAAGGCAUAUGUAUGCAACUUCAUAUUAUGUGACAAGGAAUAAUAAUUCAGCAAUAUGUGUGACAUGUGGUGUUGCACCAGAUUGCACCUUCCAGGAUGUGAUGUUUUCGAGUGAUGCAGACAAAUAUAUCCUGAGCUGCCUCGGUCCGGGCAUACCUCGAGCAUAUUUCUCAUCCAUCUCCUCUAACAAUUCAUUGAUAGCAAUCGUGAAGAUGUUAUUACCGCCAGGUUUUGAUCAAACAAUUAUCGAUAUCAAAUAUUCAGUUAUUGUUUCCGUAUAUACCGGACCAGGUUCACAAAAGGUUACUGAAGAGAUGACACCGAACACAUUGGAUAUGUUUCUAGCAUCAAAUGCAAAAUAUAUUGUCAUCUACAUCGAUGGACGAGGAUCCGGCAUGAGAGGAUGGAAAUACAAAGAACCAAUAUAUGGCCGUUUAGGAACAGUGGAAAUUGAUGAUCAAAUUGAAGCAGUAAAAAUUUUAGCUUCCAAAUAUCGAUUUAUUAACUCGAAAAAUAUUGCAAUCUGGGGAUGGUCAUAUGGCGGAUUUGUCUCAGCUCAUGUGGUUAAACGUGACACAGGUCAUCUGUUCAAAUGUGCUGUGAGUAUUGCACCUGUUACAGAUUUUAAGUUGUAUGAUGCCACGUACACAGAACGCUAUAUGGGUGAUGCAAGUGAACUUGCAUACGAACAAGCUAAUCUUGUCAGAAAUGUUAGCAUGUUUAAAGAAGUACAAUUUCUAUUGGUGCAUGGAAUGUCUGAUGAUAACGUCCAUUUGCAAAAUUCCGCGCAACUAAUAAGAGCAUUGGGUGAAGAAAAUAUACAAUUCCAACUUAUGGUAUAUCCAGAUGCAAGUCAUAACCUGGUUUGGGCUCGUCUACACUUAUUCACAAUGUUGACGAAAUUUUUUGAGAAAUGCUUUCAACGUUAA
Messenger RNA from Acanthocheilonema viteae, 2259 nucleotides. The record is from the annotation of a GenBank genome assembly. Lineage: Eukaryota; Metazoa; Nematoda; Chromadorea; Rhabditida; Onchocercidae.